Messenger RNA from Trichophyton verrucosum HKI 0517, 813 nucleotides. RefSeq lists its product as uncharacterized. The transcript is spliced from 2 exons. Lineage: Eukaryota; Fungi; Ascomycota; Eurotiomycetes; Onygenales; Arthrodermataceae. The record is from RefSeq and is a predicted model, not a curated record. Gene Ontology annotation, cellular component: nucleus; cytoplasm. The coding region runs from base 1 to 813 and encodes 270 amino acids. Gene Ontology annotation, molecular function: RNA endonuclease activity; RNA binding; sequence-specific DNA binding.
AUGGCUGGCAACAAGCGAGCGCGGGAUGGCAACGUGAUAGCAAACCAUCCAGACACUGAAAAGAUGGAUACCUCGCCUGAUGUAUCUUCUAUCCAGUCUAUCUUUACUGGGUUCCGCAAUGAGCUUGAUGAGCAUCAUGACCGAAGGGAACGCGUUGUGAAAGCAUCCAGAGAUAUCACAGCUUUAAGCAAGAAGAUAGUUCGCACAGUGAAUGCACCAAUCCCUCCCAAAAUUGCAAAGGAAACGGACGACCGUAUAAAACAAAUACAAGAGCUCUUCAAGUCUAUUGAAGCAGAUGUGUCUGGCGCCAACGCGUACAGAUACCAUCAAAUCACAUGGGGAAUCCAAGAGUACAUCGAAGCCAUAUCAUUCCACCGGUACCUCGAGAAGAAACAACUCAUCACCUUGGAAGAGGUUUCACAGACACUACCAGCCGGUAUUAAAGUCACAGAAGCGGACUAUGUGCUUGGACUUUACGAUUUGACUGGUGAAAUGAUGCGAUUCGCUAUCACUACGAUGGCUACUGGCCGAACAGCAAGUAUAAAGGAAGAAGAUAAGACCCAGCAGUCUGAGGGCUCCAUGGGUGGAGAUGCUGUGCUUUCCGACCUACGUCAGCUCCGGGCAAUGUUUGAACAACUCAAUGUCCCUCGUGGAUUGAAUGGAUGGAAGGAAGUAGACAAGAAGACAGAGGUUAUGCAAGCCAGUGUCGAAAAGGUGGAGCGAGCAGUGUAUGGGCUGUUAGUACGAGGAACAGAGCGGCCUUCCGGGUGGGUGCCGGACCUGAGCAGCGCUGCUGCGGUUGAGUCGCACUGA